CGGAGUAGCUAGGUCGACCACGGCGUUCGCUUGAUGCUAACACUAAACCGUUCUCUCACAUCACUCAGCGCCGGUCUGCGGACUAAAGUAAAGGAAAGGUAAACCAGCUAACGGUUACAGUGGAUGUGUGGUCGGAGCGUUGCUCCAACUACGGUGCCCCCACAGACUCAGUGCAAGCUCAUUGCCAUUGGUUGAAGAACUUCUGGAUAUUCUAACUUUAUUACUGACUCCGAGUCGGAGCAUACAGAGUGAUACUACGCAUUCGCCCUGUUUGAUUAGUGUCAGCCGUUCAAGUCCAAUCCAAGGUCGGCAAGGAUGAUGAUCCGGAGCGUGGCGUUCGUCCUCGCCAUCACGGCCGGCAUCGCAUUUGGAACACAAGACCAACCUGAUACCACGCCGGUGCCUCCCGAGGGCCAUUUCCUUCACAACUUCAUCAUUCGGCCGCAGCUGCCUGGUGCCUGCCCUACUGGAUGCAAAGGAUUCGCUGGUGACUAUGGACAGCCUGGACACCGAGGACCAAGGGGUACUGCUGGUCCAGGAGGCCCACCUGGAAUACCUGGAUACUAUGUGACCUACUCGCAUGGACACUUGCCUGGACUUCCUGCGGAGGGGUCUAUCAUGACAGAUCACACACUCUACAACCCAUCUGUGAAGGGCCCACAAGGCGAAAUGGGUGAUGUGGGUGCUCAUGGUCCGGAUGGUAUUGAUGGCGUGCCAGGUGCCCAGGGCCCUUCAGGCAGACCGGGCAGAAUCGGACGCAUUGGAGAGUACGGCGAGCCGGGAUUUCCAGGUGAAAUGGGUGAACAAGGGCAGCAAGGACCAGCUGGGCCGAAAGGAACACCUGGACCGCUGGGCUACCGUGGUAUGAUGGGUGCAAAGGGUAAUCGCGGUGCAAAGGGUACUCCUGGACACACUGGAGCAGAUGGACUGAAUGGAGACAAUGGUGCACCAGGAGUUCCCGGACAGAACGGACAGCCAGGACAGAAGGGUGACACUGGACCAGUUGGACAAGAUGGUGGAGCUGGUCCACAGGGACUGUCAGGUGAAGUUGGACGGCAAGGAGAGAAGGGUGCCAGAGGAGCACUUGGAGCAGAAGGUGAUGCUGGUGCACGCGGCUCUAAGGGUGCACCUGGUGAGGAUGGAGCCAUGGGUUCGCAAGGCGCAAAGGGAUCAAAGGGCUUCAAAGGUGACAGAGGUCCAUACAUUGAGAAGGUCGGUGUGAAUGCAACAAGCCGCUGUGACGAAAGUGGCCGCUCCAAGGUCAAGUAUGAUCCGUACGUGAAGAAGCUGUACUACUGCAAUGGUAGCAGAUACCAGUGUGUUGAGUCUGAUCCUUGUCUGCGAGAUUGUCAAGUAUCAGAUUGGGAGCCAUGGCAGGCAUGCACGGUGAGCUGCGGCACUGGAACAAUGGUGCGACAACGCCGUGUGCUGCAACCGGGUGGCCAGUCCGCUGCACCUUGCCCGGCGCUGUCCGAAACCAGAAGCUGCUCGGUCGGCGCCUGCUCAUGUCCCACGCCAUCCAUUGCAAACGGAGCAACAGUUGGUGUGAUUGGAGGCGGCCGUGUGGGUGUCGACACACGCAUCUCAUGGCAGUGCAAUCAAGGAUACCAGAUGAGCGGUGCCAGUGUUAGCCGGUGUAUGCGCACGGGAGAGUUUGAUGCCUUGCCAGCAUGCAGCCCAAUCGUAUGUAGCGACCCAGGUGUUCCAACCAACGGUGCUCGGGUUGGUCCUACACCAGAGCUAACAGUUGGAGCUAGUUUGACGCACAGAUGUAAUGCUGGACACGUCCUUAGCGGUGCAGCAAGCACUAGUUGUCAGGCUGACUCAUCGUGGAGCGAGCCCUUGCCUUCUUGUGAACCAUUGCAGUGCGGCAAUCCAGGCAUCCCAGCCAAUGGCGACACCAGUGCGUCAUCCGGAGUAGCCGGAACAGUGGCCACGUACAGCUGCGACUUUGGCUAUUCCCUGGUUGGCAGUGCUUCUCGCACGUGCAUGGCCAGUGGGCAGUGGAGCAACUCGCUACCGUCUUGUGAAUUGGUAAGCUGCGGUGAUCCAGGAUCUCCACAGUUUGGGCUGAAGCGAGGAAGUAUCUACACGUUCGGAUCAGACGUUUCGUUCAGUUGCAAUCCUGGUUACAUUCUGGCCGGGUCACGCAGUCGCCACUGCCAGGCAGAUGCUACCUGGUCUGGAGAUCGCGCUGUCUGCGAGCUGAGAGUGUGCCCACCCGUGUCAAACCCUGCCAAUGGAGCUGUCUCACUGUCAAAUGAGGACCGUGUUGUAGGAACCACGGCAUCGUUCACCUGCAACACAGCCAGCCAUGAGUUGAUCGGUGCAGCGCAGAUCGAGUGCCAGGCAUCGGGAAUAUGGUCACAGCCUCCUCCUGAAUGCAAUGUGAUCGAAUGCUGUGAGCCGAGCGCACCGGAGAAUGGACGUAUUGUCGGUUCCAACGUCCGACGUCGCUACGAAGCACUGCGGGAUAGUGUGCAGUACGAGUGUGAUAGUGGAUAUCGCCUGAUGGGGGUUUCACAGCGCCAGUGCCUCGCCACUGGCUGGUCGGACUCCGCACCAACAUGUGAACCGAUAACGUGUGCUGAUCCCGGCGUUCCCAGCGAUGGAAGGCGUCUGCCAUUGUUUGGAGUGUUCCUUCCCAACAACGAGGCCUCGUUCACUUGCGACGGGGGCUUCCGUCUGAACGGCAGAACAUCACUGACCUGCCAGUCGAAUGGGCAGUGGGAUGAUGUCAUUCCGACUUGCGAAGUGAUAACAUGCGCACCACCAAGUGCACCUGCGGAUGGCCAGCGUAUUGGCACCGACUUCAGUUACAGUUCUUCACUGGAGUUUGUGUGCAACGCUGGUUUCACACUGCGUGGAUCACGGCAACGCACAUGCCAGUUGACUGGCCAGUACGAUGGAAGCGAGGCCUUCUGUGAUCCCGAUUGUAUUCUCGGUGAAUACGGAGACUUCUCCGAUUGCAGCACGACAUGUGGUGCAGGAACGCGGUCUCGUACCAGAUCCAUGCUUCAGGAGCCAUCGGGUGACGGCAAGGCAUGCCAGGAGUUGCAGGAAGUUGACGUAUGCAACCUGGGAUCAUGCAUUCAAUGCAUGAGUGGAGCCUAUUCUCUGGGAGAAACGGCCUAUGUUAGCCCAUCUGCUGCCUCGCAAAGCUAUGCUGCGGACGUUGUUAUUGUGGUCGAGCGCAGUGCCGAGCUGGAAGAUGCGUUCACGGAACUUGAGCCGUUCCUGCAAGCCAUCGAGACGGAUCUGACAACCAGACAGGGUGUUGGAAACAACCCAGAACUGCCCAACCUGUACACAUUGGUUGGAUUCGGAGGAGAUAUGGGAACUGGUGCGGAGUGCGGACAUCACAUGCUCAGUGAUUCCAGCCAGCCAGGUGUCACAUCAUUCACCUUCCCCAAGCUAUCGGCUGCACUUCGCCGUCCAUUGCUUUAUCGCCAGGAAGGACCAAAGGACGGUUAUCAAGCGAUCCUGUAUGCUUUGCAGAAUAGUGGCAUUCGUCACAGCCCCAAUAUUGCGCAUAAUCUCAUCUUCCUGGGCAAUGCAUCAAGAAGUGACUCAUGCGGUGUCUCCGGCGAUGCCAAGGACCAGGUGCGGACUGAGAUCUUGCGCAAUGGGUUCACUGCGAACUUCAUCCUUGAUCAUGUUAUCCGACUGGUGCGUGACAAGUCCCAGGAGGUGUUGGGUGUGCGCAGUGUGCUCUUCAACCAGACGAAGUUGACCUACAUCCAGCCUGACUUUAGAGACCUGGGCGCUGGCUUCAGUGCUGUUGACCCAGACAGUAGCUCGCUCACCGUCGACUACUCCGAGUCAUAUGGCACCGUGAAUGAGGACUGGACACAGCUUGCCCUGGAUCUUGGCGGCGUCCUGUGGAAUAUGAACAACUUCAUCAAUCGGCACCCGCAGUCGAGUGCGUAUGUGGCAUUCAGUGCUGCAUUCCGCAACAUCAAGGCGCAAGAGAUCACCACCGCUGCCAGAAGCUGCAAACUUUGCUCCUGUGUGGAUGGCGGUGAUGGUACUGGCCAGUUCCGUUGUGCACAGCAACCCAAUGAUAUAUACUGCAGGUGCAGAGAAGCUGGUAGCACGGAUGCCGAGUGCUCAACAUAACUGACCAGUUGAAGAAUGGUUCCAGUCCUCGAACUCGAAGCCCGCACUCUCUUCUACUCUACUCUACUUUAUGUGUCUUUUAUUACUGUUUCCAUAAAUCUACUCCAUGUUUGUAGUUUGGAUUCAGCUGCGAAUUCAACAGUUUUCAAUGCAGCAAAAAGCACAUACUUUAUGUAAGUUUCCUAGAUUUUGUUCUGGCUAUUUGUCUUGGUAAGAACAUUUCGGCAACUGAGCAUGAUGCCAUUUGGAUUCAUCAUCGUUAUUGUUCUUCCAACUCAUCACGACCUCUUUCAAAUUUCCAUCGAAAAGAAAUACAGUAUCUAGAUUGAACUGGA
This is a messenger RNA of Sycon ciliatum, 4454 nucleotides long. RefSeq lists its product as uncharacterized. Bases 316 to 4119 code for a protein of 1267 amino acids. The record is from RefSeq and is a predicted model, not a curated record. The transcript has 30 exons. NCBI's taxonomy places the organism in Eukaryota, Metazoa, Porifera, Calcarea, Leucosolenida, Sycettidae.